UAUAGUGAAAUUAAUCGAGAUAAAAAUUUAAUUAAAACUCUAUAUUACUUAAAUUUAAUUAUCUUUUAAAAUAAUAUUGUAAUAUACUUAAUUAAAAAAAAUAAAAUUCAUAUUAAUUAAUAGUAAUUUUAAUUCGAAAUAUUGAAAUUAAAAAAAAAAAUUAUUUAAAAUAUGCCAUUCGGACGUAAAUCUCCAUUGGAAGCAUUGGCUUUGCCAGGUGUUAUACUAGCAUAUAAAUAUAGUCAAUUUAGGCAAAGAAGGCGAGAAGCAGCAAGUCGUCGUGUUACUGAAAGAGAAUUAUCAGCUUUACAUCAUAAAAUUGAUAAAUUAUUGAGUAAACUUGAAGAAAGUGAACCAGAACCUCCAACAUCCCAAGAAGAUGAAUGUGUUAUAUGUAUUAAUGCUAGAGCAACAAUGCAAACAUCACCAUGUGGUCAUAGAGUUGUUUGUAGACGUUGUUUUGUAAAAACAAUACAAAGUGCAGUUGCACAGCGUCUUCUUCCAUUAAGAUGUGUUAUAUGUCGAGCACGUGUUAAUCGAUUAACAUCUAGCUCUGGAACAUGGCGUAUACAAGAAUCAGCUAGCAGUUAUUCAGUUGGUGCCAAAAGUUGGUCAUCAGGUAGUGGUAGUAGUACUGGUGUACCACAAUCAGCCAGUUCAUAUUCAGUAGGUUCUCAACAUUUAUCCGUAAAUCAACAUUCAAAUCAUCAUAAUCAACAUCAUAAUAAUCAACAAAACAAUCAACAUCAUCAUUAUAAUAGUAAUCACAAUCAUAAUCAUCAUUAUAAUGGUGGUUCUUGUGGAAGAAAUCGUGUUGCACAAUCUGCUAGUUUAUAUUCAAUGCAAUCAGGAACAUCAUCAGUAUCGAAUUCAUCAAAUGCAACUAAUUGUUCGAAUACGUCUUCCAUGUCAAGUGGUACUGAUUCGUCAAUAUCAGCGUCUUCCUGUUCAUCGGCUGCUACAUCGGCUAGCAGUUAUUCAAGUAAUACAAGUUGCGGUAUUAAUUCAUUAUCUUCAUCGUCAUCAUCAAAUUAUCAUAGUCAUCAUAAUCAUCCACAUUCAACGUGCCCAACAGGAUGUUCAGGUGCAAUACCACGUAAACCUAGUAUAAUACAUGGUAUACCAACUGCAAAUACUUAUCCUGGUAGAAGAUAUACAAAAGGAAGAAUUGCAGAUUUACAACAGAAUCGCUUACCACCAAUUAAAGAAUUUCGGAGUCCGGCUAAAGUACCACAUCCAUCACCAGUUCAUUUAAAUAAUCCACGUUUUCGUUAUGCCUCAUAUACAAAAUCUCCAUCACAUGAAACAGUUCCUUUACUUAAUAAAGAUCCAUCACCAUCGAGACCAACAUCACAGCAGUCUUCCUCAUCUGCUUCUACUUUAACAAAUAAAACAUUAAAAUCAUCUGCCAAGCCUGGUUUAACAUCAAAAGUUAAUCCGACCGCAUCAAAAAUUCCAGUUAAAAAUAGUUUAACAUCACCAAAAAAUUUAAAAAAUAAUUCAAAUCAUAAUAAUAUUAUCAGCAAUAUGAAUAACAAUAAUAAUACGAUGACAACGAUGAAUAGCAUCAAGGUUAAAUCAUCAAAGGUUGAAUUGAAUCAUCCAAGUUCUUCCAAAAGUUUUUCAUUUAUCAAUAGCAAUAAUAGUAACAAAACUAAUAGCAAUUCCGUUAAAAUAAAUAACAAUAGCAAUAAAAAUUAUUCAACGUUAUCUUUUAAUAAUAUUAACAAUAAAAAUCAACAGCAUCAUCAUCAUCAGGACGAAAAGGCUGACAAUAAAAAAAAUGAAACAAUGGAAAAGAAAAAGAAAGAAGAAAAAUUAAAAAUAAAAGCUGAAAAAGAAGCAAGAAAGGAAGAGAAACGCUUGGCAAAAGAAGAAGAACGUUUAGCAAAAAUUCUUGCAAAAGAAGAAAAGAAAAAAGGAAAACGUGAGGCAAAAGAAUUACUUUUGGCCAAUGAUGGUAACAGUAGAAAAUAAUAGUAACCAAUAAAAUAAGCAAAAUUUCAAAUAAAAAAUUAUUUUUACUUUUAUGCACAAAAAAAAAAAAUAUUGAGAUUAUAAUGAUUAAUAAAUUUUCUAUACAUAUGUAUAAAUUUAUUUUAUCCUUUUUGAUUUGUUAAAAAUUUUAUUUUACUCCAAUAAAUUUUUUUAUAAGUAAAUAGCCAAAAUAAUUAUU
Molecule: messenger RNA, 2176 nt
Organism: Condylostylus longicornis
Lineage: Eukaryota; Metazoa; Arthropoda; Insecta; Diptera; Dolichopodidae
Product: probable serine/threonine-protein kinase DDB_G0282963
Exons: 4
Coding region: 172-1977 (601 amino acids)
Source: RefSeq, a predicted model, not a curated record